AUGAAAAACAGAAGCGAUUUCAGAGAAGGUUCUGGUCCUGUGGUCCGGCGGCCAGGUUCUGGUCCUGUGGUCCAGAGGGUCUUCACUAACAGUCGGGAACGUUGGCGUCAGCAGAACCUGAACGGAGCGUUCAAUGAGCUGCGGCAGCUCGUCCCCACGCACCCCCCCGACAGGAAGCUCAGCAAGAACCAGGUCCUGCAGCUCGCCCUCCGAUACAUCCGCUUCCUGGACCAGCUCCUGACAGACCAGGACCUCAGGCGCCCCCAGGACCUCAGGCGCCCUCAGGGGCGGGCUGAGAGCCUGCAGGGGUCGCUGUCUCCAUGCUCCACCUCUGAGAGCUCAGUAGACGAAGAAUUCAGCCCCGACAGCCUGAUGGAGGAGCUGCACCGUGGGGCUCAGUGGAUGCAGACAGCCUGAUGGAGGAGCUGCACCGUGGGGCUCAGUGGAUGCAGACAGCCUGAUGGAGGAGCUGCACCGUGGGGCUCAGUGGAUGCAGACAGCCUGAUGGAGGAGCUGCACCGUGGGGCUCAGUGGAUGCAGACAGCCUGAUGGAGGAGCUGCACCGUGGGGCUCAGUGGAUGCAGACAGCCUGAUGGAGGAGCUGCACCGUGGGGCUCAGUGGAUGCAGCCAGCCUGGUGGAGGAGCUGCACCGUGGGGCUCAGUGGAUGAAGACUGAUGUUAAUAUCUUUGUUUUAUUUGAAUGAAGUUAAAGUGAUUGUUCAUCUCUCUGAUGAUUGAUUAGAAACUCGUGUGUUGAGUUCUGUGACACAAACUGAAAUGUAGUUCAUGAUG
Scomber japonicus (chub mackerel) is the source of this 793-nucleotide messenger RNA. Its product is annotated as T-cell acute lymphocytic leukemia protein 1 homolog. Lineage: Eukaryota; Metazoa; Chordata; Actinopteri; Scombriformes; Scombridae. The record is from RefSeq and is a predicted model, not a curated record. The transcript has 2 exons. Bases 1 to 417 code for a protein of 138 amino acids. Gene Ontology annotation, molecular function: protein dimerization activity; RNA polymerase II cis-regulatory region sequence-specific DNA binding; DNA-binding transcription factor activity, RNA polymerase II-specific. Gene Ontology annotation, biological process: regulation of transcription by RNA polymerase II.